Messenger RNA from Gigantopelta aegis, 1373 nucleotides. Its product is annotated as uro-adherence factor A-like. Bases 108 to 1373 code for a protein of 421 amino acids. The transcript has 5 exons. Lineage: Eukaryota; Metazoa; Mollusca; Gastropoda; Neomphalida; Peltospiridae. The record is from RefSeq and is a predicted model, not a curated record.
AAUAUUUUAUAAUCUGUCAGCAGAUCAAUUAAUCACUCCCCUCAAUUUUGUUUAUGGCUAGCCCUACCCAUUAUUUUAGGUGGGUUGUGUCAUAAUGAAUAAAAUUUAUGAGUCUAAUUGUUUAUUUAUAUAUUUUGGUAGCAAUAAUUCAUCAAGGAGCAUGCAUUCACUUCAACAUUUCGGAUUUGAAAUUGUUGCUACAUGAAAAUGAAGAGGACCAGGCAGAUAACAAUGGUGUAUUCAUCAGUGACUUGAUCGCCUCCAGUCUACCCGUGUCAGCAACCCGGUUCCGCAGAUCCGUAGACGCGUCCAGUGUCCGUCUGGUGGAUGGAAGACUGACCAUCUCGCAGGGAGUAGACUGGGAUGAUGAUCUUCUGUACCCAAACACCACGGUAUACAGCACCAUGCAAGAACAGGUCAAACGACUGUUAGAUGUAAUAUUUGCCUCAAGUAACCUGGGACAUAUAUAUUCUGGAUCUAUCAUCAACAACUUCAGUGAAGGAAGUGUAAAAGUGGACUUCACCGUUGUACUGAAAGAUCCUAAAGACAACUCCACCAAUACCAGCAUCUCCGACAUCGACAGUGACUUCUUGACUGCGGCUUUUCUUGCGGCUCUCAGUGGGGUCGAGUCGAACUUCACACUGGAACUGAACGAGACACAUUUUUAUGAGACCAAUAAGAACAGUUCCCUCAUUAUCCCAGACACAUCUACCAAUGAUCCGAGCGAUACAUCACAAAUAAACUUGGUGCAGUCUGGAAUUGUACAGAUCAGCAGCGAUACAUCCAUACAGCAAGAACAUGCAGCUACCACAAUGACAUCAGAAUCUGUGACACUUUAUGCCACAUUGUUGUUACAAUCAGCUACCACAAUGGCAUCAGAAUCCUUGACAGAUGAUACCACAUUGUUGUUAUCAUCAGCUACCACAACAGCAUCAGAAUCAUUGGCACAUGAUACCACGUUUUUGUCAUCAGAUACCAUGGCAACAUCAGAAUCACUGACACAUGAUACCACAUUGUUGUUGUUAUCAUCAGCUACCACAACGGCAUCAGAAUCACUGACACGUGAUACCACGUUGUUAUCAUCAGCUACCAUGACAGUAUCAGAAUCACUAACACAUGAUACCACAUUGUUGUUAUCAUCAGAAUCCUUCACACUUGAUACCACAUUGUUGUUAUCAUCAGAAUCCUUGACACAUGAUACCACAUUGUUGUUCCCAUCAGCUACCACGACGGCAUCAGAAUCCUUGACACAUGAUACCACGUUGUUGUUAUCAUCAGCUGCCACGACGGCAUCAGAAUCCUUGACACAUGAUACCACAUUGUUGUUAUCAUCAGCUGCCACAACGCUGCCACAACAGCAUCAGAAGCCUUGA